AUGUCAUUGGCUCAUCGUUUUGUUAAACUGUUCUCUACGCAGGGAUCCAAAAUUUCUGAUAAAUCACAUAACCAAGAGACAACAGAUUUGCACAAGUGUAUUUCCAGUAUCCGCCAUCGCACACCUGAUCAGGAAAAGGCUAAUCUUUGUAUUCUUGUUACUGGAGCACUUGGUGGAAGGUUUGAUCAUGAGGCUGCAAAUAUCAAUGUUCUCUAUGUGUUCUCGGACAUGCGAAUUGUCCUUCUGUCAGAUGAUUGCUUGAUCCAACUUCUUCCCAAAACGCAUCACCAUGAGAUAUAUAUUGAGUCGUCUGUAGAAGGACCGCAUUGUGGAAUUUUUCCUAUUGGAGCACCAUCUACAAGCACUACAACCACUGGCCUCAAGUGGAACCUGAGUGAUGCAGAGAUGAGAUUUGGGAGCAUGAUAAGCACAUCCAACAUCGUGGAUUCAGAUAAAGUAACUGUGCAGUCAGAUGCGGAUCUUCUGUGGACAAUUUCUCUUCGAAAUCUGACCUGA
Triticum turgidum subsp. durum (durum wheat) is the source of this 516-nucleotide messenger RNA. The record is from the annotation of a GenBank genome assembly. Lineage: Eukaryota; Viridiplantae; Streptophyta; Magnoliopsida; Poales; Poaceae.